Umbelopsis ramanniana AG is the source of this 1417-nucleotide messenger RNA. RefSeq lists its product as uncharacterized. The record is from RefSeq and is a predicted model, not a curated record. Bases 61 to 1125 code for a protein of 354 amino acids. The transcript has a single exon. Lineage: Eukaryota; Fungi; Mucoromycota; Umbelopsidomycetes; Umbelopsidales; Umbelopsidaceae.
CUUUCACUCUUUAAACCUGAAGAAUUAUACCAUAAUACUCAAAUAUCAUUUUCUUUUACAAUGGUAUCAGCAACGUUUGCUAUCCUAUUGUCGAUACUGAUCGUACCAUGUGUUCCCAUAGCGAUCUACUUGAUUGGUCUACUACUCCCUGCUUCACAUAUUGUUUCAAGAACAGCGACAUUCAAAACUUCUCGUAAACACAUUUGGCGACUUUUGACUGACGUUCAAGAAUACCCACAGUGGCAACCCAAACUCAGAGGCCUGGUCUUAGCGCAAACCGUCGAUCCAGAUCAAGAUUCGGGAUUGUCAAGCAAUGUCGUCUCAGAUAGUGACCACACUGAAGGAGAACUAACGACCAGUUCAGAGAUGCAAAAAUCAAAUACUGUGGAUAAUACAGAAUCAGAUAAACGUGCUGCUAUGCGAGCUCGUCGACUCAGUGGUCGGGAUCAAGGAGGCAGUGAAACACUUUUUGUGGAGUAUACAAAAUACGGAAAACGCACGGUCGUCCUCGUAGAGCAAAUUCCUGGGUCCAAGAUUCUAAGAAUUAUGGAAGAAAGAAACAACGUAGUGCCCCUUCAAGGUGCUCCUGCCACCGUACCCGCCACACCUGCCAGCAAGAAGCCAACCUUUUCAGGGUCUUGGACUUUUGAUAUCUCUUCCAAUUUUGACGACAAGGAAUUCUCGACCCUGAAAUCCUCACGACACAGUAUGUUCAAGCAACCGUCUUUUGCAGACGAUGAAUCUGAGAUCAUUACUUUGAAAGUCACUCAACAAGGUGUCAUCAAGAAACCCAUGGUGCGAGUAUCCUAUAUGUUACUGUUUGGAUUUUACCGGAGCAUCGAUCGAUUCUUGAAAGACCUUGGCAAGAAGAUUGAGGAGGAUAAGGCCAUCGCGCUUCAAGAAAAACAACAAGCUGCACAGAACGAAGACACUGUAGCUUCCAUGUCCCUCGACCACAGUGUCACAGAAGCGGAAUCGGAAGCGGAUGCUGAGACGCCUAAGCCGACGGACGAGCUUCAGAAGUCAGUCAUCGAAAGCGCCAUAUUGAACCACAAAGCUAGCUCAGUUCUAGACAAGGAUUGGGACUUGGUUAGUGAAAUAUAUGAACGAAAGAAGGACCAGUAGUAUUCCCCCAUGCAAAUUAUGCCACCAUGAUAACCCCCCCCCCCAAUAAUAUAAUGUAGUUCCAAGCAAUGUUUGUAAUUGUAUAUAAUCAGUUUUAAACCUAGGCAUCUCUGAAGAAAUCUUUAACUAUGAUUGAAUUGUAUUUUCAUUGAUUUUUUCCAUGAUUAAACGACCAGUCCAGCAUGGGCUUUGGUUGAACUCUGGUGUGGCGAACAGAUCACCCAUCGCUGUGGCGGAUGAGGAGUUUUAAAAACGCGGACUCAAAUUGAGGUUUUUUUUUGGGAGAAUCGAG